Anopheles funestus (African malaria mosquito) is the source of this 2233-nucleotide messenger RNA. RefSeq names its product RNA-binding protein 45-like. The coding region runs from base 119 to 1396 and encodes 425 amino acids. Lineage: Eukaryota; Metazoa; Arthropoda; Insecta; Diptera; Culicidae. Gene Ontology annotation, molecular function: RNA binding. The transcript is spliced from 2 exons. The record is from RefSeq and is a predicted model, not a curated record. Gene Ontology annotation, cellular component: ribonucleoprotein complex.
UCUGUGUUUAGCUAAAAGUUCUACUUCGAAAAGCUUGAAUUGCUUCGGUUUUUCGCAUUAUCCUGACAGCGGAAACGACUAUUGAUUAUCUUUACAGUUUCGGUAGUGUACAGCAAACAUGUCGGAUCCUCACCGAGCGAAGGAAAUAUCGGAAGAACCGCCAAUGUCGAGGCUUUUUAUUAUCUGCGGCAAACAGAUAACGAAUGAACAGCUGAUAAAACAUUUCGAAUCGGAUGGAUUGAUUGAAGAGUGUGUUGUUAUAACGGAUCGCAAAACUGGUCAAGGAAAGGGUGUUGCUUACGUAAAGUUUUCGAAAACGUCUUCUGCUGCCCGUGGGCUGCUGAAAAAUGGUACUAUCGUUGAAGGUGAUAAACGUCCGAUUAAGGUCAUGAUAUCUGCUAGCUACAAUCGUGGUAAGCACAGUGAUACAACUGCUGACGUGAACGAAAACCAUUUUCUACGCCUAUUUGCCAUCGUGCCGAGCAGCCGUACGGAGGAGCAGCUGAAGGUAGAGUUUGGCUGUCACGGGACGGUAACACAGAUUCGUCUAGUAGCGGAUAAAAAGAAUGAUAAACAGUGUGCGGCGUACAUUAAGUUUAACACCUUCCUAGAAACGGCACUGGCAAUCGAAAACUGUAAUCCCCAGUACAAGGCAAAGUUUUGCGUGCCGCGCAAACACGAACGGGAACCGAAAGGACAGCCAACAAAAUCGGAUCCGAUCAAUAGGAAGCGUACACAUUCGCCUGAUCGCAUGCCGUCAGUCCGGAGUGACACGAAGCUAGUCGUGAUCUGUAGCAGUCAGCUGAAUCAGGAUCGGUUGUGGCGUCUGUUUGACAUAUGUCCCGGGAUGAAGUACUGCAACAUCAUUACGGCGAGUAAGUUCAUGUUCGGUACCGUCGAUUUCAUUACUUUAGCGUUUUUAUUUGUAGACGAAAUAAAUGUCACAGCUGCAGCAGUAUAUUCUAGCCGUGAAGAAGCACAACGGGCGGUGGAUAAAAUACACGGCUUAGAAUAUCCGAUCGGUGAAAGGAUAAUCGUGCAGUUUGAAGACGAGUUUAAGGAGGAAAUCAUUACCAAAGAUGCAUUAUCACACUUCGGUCCACCGAAGCCGCUCGUAUCCGAAUUGAUACCGUGCGUAAGGAAAGCUUUCUUCAUCUGCAUUCCCGAACCAGUGUCCGUGAAGCUACUCACGGAUGCAUUUUGUCGGUUCGGUGAUCUUAUUAAAGUGUACUUCGUACCGGGGAAACGGCACGGUUACGCUGAAUUUGCCAGCCUUAUUGCCGCCAACCGUGCGAUUCAGCAACUGCACGGCAUACAGCUGGGUGAAUGUCAGCUAAAGGUGCUAGAAUGUGCCGAAUACACGGGGGAAAGUAAGCGAAAUAGGACGGAACAUUAAAGCCAACCCGUGCAACGGCUAACCACAUGGGGUAAGCUAGAACGAAUGCUGACAUUCAUUAGGAUACGUUUUUGUUUGUUUGUUUUUUUGUUUUCUGUUCUUUUCAGAUGUGUGUUAUCCUUUUUAGUGGAAUAGUGUAAAAAGUGUCGAAGCGGAUGGAAAACUGCUGCCUGCAAUGAUUGGCUGGCAGACCAUCAUCACUAAUCGUUACUAUUCUUUGCAGGUAUGUAAUCAUGAUGUUUUCAAAACCAAAAAUGCAUUACAAAUUAUGGAGAACACACCCACAAUAAUGAACUUAAAACAACUAACGAAUGCAUUCGGGAUGGACACGAAAAAAACACCCCAUAACAUGCGGAAUUAGAAACGUUGAAACUGCAUUACGAUUGAAUGCUGUGUAACCUUUUACACUGAGAUUAAUUUCCCACUUCAAAUGCCAAUCAAAUUGGUACGGCCGAAAAAAAAAGUUGAGGGAAGAACAUAGAAAAAAAAGCUUUAACAUGAAUGUAUUUGCUCACGGAACGAUGCAGAUUAUGCAGCAGAAAUUGCAGGAAUUCGGAAAAUUAAUACUGACCUUGGGAAGGAAUGGAAAAACGAAUUGUUUGAAUGUUACACUAAUCAGUACUUACAUAUUUUCAUUUCUUAAAACUUAUUUAAUGGAAUAGAACACCUUUUUUGAUUUUAGCGUUGACGUUAUUAUAAAUGAUAUGACGAGUUCAAGCCGUUAUUGAAUAUAUAUAUAAAUCCAUAUAUUGCACAUUCUAUAUUACAUACACGGAUCCGUAUUCUUCUGCUGGAAUAGCGAAUCACCAAAUAAAUCUCAAUUUCCAAUUGCCAAAU